CGGGGCGCAAGCGGCGGCCGGGCAGCUUCUCCUCCGCGCUGCCGCAGCUCCCGGCGCCACUCCGCGGACUCUGUUCUAUGAGUGCAAAGAUGGAGCCUACUUUCUACGAGGAUGCCCUGAACGCCAGCUUCGUGCCGCCGGAGAGCGGCGGGUAUGGAUAUAAUAACGCUAAAGUGCUGAAGCAGAACAUGACGCUGAACCUGUCCGACCCAUCCAGCAACCUGAAGCCGCACCUGAGGAACAAGAACGCCGACAUCCUCACUUCCCCCGACGUGGGACUCCUGAAACUGGCCUCUCCUGAACUGGAGCGGCUCAUCAUCCAGUCCAGCAACGGGCUAAUCACCACCACGCCGACCCCGACGCAGUUCCUCUGCCCCAAAAACGUUACCGACGAGCAAGAGGGGUUCGCGGAAGGCUUUGUGAGAGCCCUGGCGGAACUGCACAACCAGAACACCCUGCCCAGCGUUACCUCCGCCGCCCAGCCCGUCAGCAGCGGCAUGGCACCUGUGUCCUCCAUGGCCGGCGGCAGCAGCUUCAACACGAAUUUGCACAGCGAGCCCCCGGUGUACGCCAAUCUCAGCAACUUCAACCCCAACGCGCUCAACUCCGCGCCCAACUACAACGCGAACAACAUGGGCUACGCGCCUCAGCACCACAUCAACCCCCAGAUGCCGGUGCAGCAUCCCAGGCUUCAGGCUCUGAAAGAAGAGCCUCAGACUGUACCUGAAAUGCCAGGGGAAACCCCUCCCCUGUCCCCUAUUGACAUGGAGUCACAGGAGAGAAUCAAAGCCGAGAGAAAACGCAUGAGAAACAGAAUUGCGGCAUCCAAAUGCCGGAAAAGGAAGUUGGAAAGGAUUGCCAGGUUGGAAGAAAAAGUGAAAACUUUGAAAGCCCAGAACUCAGAGCUGGCAUCCACUGCCAACAUGCUCAGAGAACAGGUUGCACAGCUUAAGCAGAAGGUCAUGAACCAUGUCAACAGCGGGUGCCAGCUAAUGCUAACACAACAGUUGCAAACGUUUUGAAGAGACUGUCUUAAACGAGAACUGUGAUCUUGUGGUGUAACUGAAACAAAAAAACCAAAAGUGGCAGAUGCAUAAAGCUAAUGGGAAAAGCUGGAAGGCUGAGUCCUGCCUGUGCUCUGCAAAGCGCAUGUGUGGAAAGACUGGCAAGCCUUCAGCUUGAGUUAGUAGUGAAGCGGCCAGCACUGUGCCGAGAAGUGCUGUUCCUGCUCAGAUGAGAUGUCAGAUCUUCGUUUAACAUUGACCAAGACCUGCAUGGACCUAACAUUCGAUGAUCAUUCAGUAUUAAAGGUUAAACUGCAAUAGAAACUGUAGAUUGCUUUAUGUAGUAUUACUUAAGAAAAAAAAAGUGGGAGGGAGGUUUGUGGGAGGCUGAUAAACAAAACAGAACUAUUCUGCCUGCCUUCGAGUAAAUUGUGUAUGUACAUAUCUUUUUUUAUUUUAUUUUAUGAAAGUUGAUUAAUGUCAAUAAACUACUUCAUGACUUUGUAAGUUAUUUUUAUGUUGUUUAUUUGGGCGCUGCCCAGUAUUGUUUGUAAAUAAGAGGCUUUUUUUUAGCACUCUGAGUUUACCAUUUGUAAUAAAGUAUAAUUUUUUAAUGUUUCUGUUUCUGGAGAAAUUCUAGAAGGUUCUAUUAUAUUUAAGAAAAAUAAAAUAAUUAAAAUGCA
This is a messenger RNA of Athene cunicularia (burrowing owl), 1687 nucleotides long. RefSeq names its product Jun proto-oncogene, AP-1 transcription factor subunit (gene JUN). Lineage: Eukaryota; Metazoa; Chordata; Aves; Strigiformes; Strigidae. Gene Ontology annotation, biological process: regulation of cell population proliferation; regulation of cell cycle; regulation of transcription by RNA polymerase II. Bases 78 to 1022 code for a protein of 314 amino acids. Gene Ontology annotation, cellular component: transcription regulator complex. Gene Ontology annotation, molecular function: RNA polymerase II cis-regulatory region sequence-specific DNA binding; transcription factor binding; DNA-binding transcription factor activity, RNA polymerase II-specific. The record is from RefSeq and is a predicted model, not a curated record. The transcript has a single exon.